AUGCGAAGGGCGGGGCCGCCACGGGCGGAGGCCGGAGCCGGAAGCGGAAGAGGCGCUCGGAGCUGGGAGUGGGGCCUAGCUGCAGCCGGAGCCUGGGAGACGAUGCAUCACUGUAAGCGAUACCGCUCCCCUGAGCCAGACCCGUACCUGAGCUACCGAUGGAAGAGGAGGAGGUCUUACAGUCGGGAGCACGAAGGGAGACUGCGAUACCCGUCUCGAAGGGAGCCUCCGCCCCGGAGGUCUCGGUCCAGAAGCCAUGAUCGCCUGCCCUACCAGCGGAGAUACCGGGAGCGCCGUGACAGUGACACAUACCGGUGUGAAGAGCGGAGCCCAUCCUUUGGAGAGGACUGCUAUGGAUCUUCGCGUUCCCAUCAUCGUCGGCGGUCACGGGAGAGGGAGCCAUACCGGACCCGCAAGCAUGCCCAUCACUGCCACAAACGCCGCACCAGGUCUUGUAGCAGCGCCUCCUCGAGAAGCCAACAGAGCAGUAAGCGCAGCAGCCGGAGUGUGGAAGAUGACAAGGAGGGCCACCUGGUGUGCCGGAUCGGCGAUUGGCUCCAAGAGCGAUAUGAGAUCGUGGGGAACCUGGGCGAAGGCACCUUUGGCAAGGUGGUGGAGUGCCUGGACCAUGCCAGAGGGAAGUCUCAGGUUGCUCUGAAGAUCAUCCGCAACGUGGGCAAGUACCGGGAGGCCGCCCGGCUAGAAAUCAAUGUUCUCAAAAAAAUCAAGGAGAAGGACAAAGAGAACAAGUUCCUGUGCGUCUUGAUGUCUGACUGGUUCAACUUCCAUGGUCACAUGUGCAUCGCCUUUGAGCUCCUGGGCAAGAACACCUUUGAGUUCCUGAAGGAGAAUAACUUCCAGCCUUACCCCCUACCACAUGUCCGGCACAUGGCAUACCAGCUCUGCCAUGCCCUUAGAUUUCUACACGAGAACCAACUGACCCACACAGACUUGAAGCCAGAGAACAUCCUCUUUGUGAAUUCCGAAUUUGAAACUCUCUACAAUGAGCACAAGAGCUGUGAGGAGAAGUCGGUGAAGAACACCAGCAUCCGAGUGGCUGACUUUGGCAGUGCCACUUUUGACCAUGAGCAUCACACAACCAUUGUGGCCACCCGUCACUAUCGCCCGCCUGAGGUGAUCCUUGAGCUGGGCUGGGCGCAGCCCUGCGACGUCUGGAGCAUUGGCUGUAUUCUCUUCGAGUACUACCGGGGCUUCACACUUUUCCAGACGCACGAAAACCGAGAGCAUUUGGUGAUGAUGGAGAAAAUCCUAGGGCCCAUCCCAUCACACAUGAUCCACCGUACCAGGAAGCAGAAAUAUUUCUACAAAGGGGGCCUGGUUUGGGAUGAGAACAGCUCUGACGGCCGGUAUGUGAAAGAGAACUGCAAACCUCUGAAGAGUUACAUGCUCCAAGACUCUCUGGAGCACGUGCAGCUGUUUGACCUGAUGAGGAGGAUGUUAGAAUUUGACCCUGCCCAGCGCAUCACACUGGCGGAGGCCCUGCUGCAUCCCUUCUUUGCUGGCCUGACCCCUGAGGAGCGGUCCUUCCACACCAGCCGAAACCCAAGCAGAUGACAGGUGCAGGCCACUGCACCAGGAGAGGGAGAACGGGACUGGGCUGCCCAGCCCCAUUUUCUCUAACCUCUACCGCCAGGCCCCAGGGCCAGAGCCACCCAAUGAACAGUGCAAUGUGAAGGAAGGCGGGAGCCUGCAGGGGAGGAGACGUGAUGCCCAUCAGCCAGAAAGCACAGAUUUGACCCAAGCUAUUUAUAUGUUGUAAAGUUAUAAUAAAGUGUUUCUUACUGUUUGUAACCCCUGGUACCAGUGUGUCCAUCUCCAGGCUCCUUGCCUUCUCCCUUCCCUACCUUAUGAAUAAAGUCUUUCUUAGCAGUUCA
Molecule: messenger RNA, 1895 nt
Organism: Diceros bicornis minor
Lineage: Eukaryota; Metazoa; Chordata; Mammalia; Perissodactyla; Rhinocerotidae
Gene: CLK3
Product: CDC like kinase 3
Exons: 13
Coding region: 1-1575 (524 amino acids)
Biological process (GO): protein phosphorylation
Molecular function (GO): protein kinase activity; ATP binding
Source: RefSeq, a predicted model, not a curated record